Molecule: messenger RNA, 720 nt
Organism: Prunus armeniaca (apricot)
Lineage: Eukaryota; Viridiplantae; Streptophyta; Magnoliopsida; Rosales; Rosaceae
Source: the annotation of a GenBank genome assembly
AUGGCUGCUUCACUUGCUUCAAUUCCAUUGUCGCGCAAUGGUCUCUCUCUCCAGUUCUCCCCAACGAAACGCCAUUGUUUCACAGUUCCAGAAUUCCACUCACCUAUGCGUGUGUGUUGCUCUGCAUCUAGGGAUGGUCAUGAAUUAAAGGAAAACUUGUCUCAACUGAAGCAACUUAAGAAUGUAGCUUGUGGCAUUCUUGCUGUUUGGGCUGUUACUGCUGCCUCGCCUGUAAUUGCUGCUGGUCAGAGGUUGCCCCCAUUGUCAACUGAUCCAAGUCGGUGUGAGCGUGCAUUUGUUGGCAACACAAUAGGUCAAGCAAAUGGAGUUUAUGACAAGGCAAUUGAUCUCCGCUUCUGUGAUUACACAAAUGAGAAGUCCAACCUGAAGGGAAAGAGUCUUGCAGCAGCACUCAUGUCUGAAGCAAAAUUUGAUGGUGCAGACAUGUCAGAAGUUGUGAUGUCAAAGGCUUAUGCUGCAGGAGCUAGCUUCAAGGGUACAGAUUUCUCAAAUGCAGUUCUAGACCGAGUUAACUUUGAGAAAGCUAAUCUGCAAGGAGCUUUGUUUAAGAACACUGUGUUAUCAGGCUCCACCUUUAAUGAAGCAAAACUUGACGGUGCAGUGUUUGAGGAUACCAUUAUCGGGUACAUUGAUCUUCAGAAACUCUGUAGAAAUACAUCUCUCAAUGAGGAAGGAAGAGCAACUCUGGGGUGUCGAUGA